Molecule: messenger RNA, 276 nt
Organism: Echinostoma caproni
Lineage: Eukaryota; Metazoa; Platyhelminthes; Trematoda; Plagiorchiida; Echinostomatidae
Source: the annotation of a GenBank genome assembly
GUAUCCACGUAUCAAAUGGAAAUCCUUAUGAAAUUCAAUCGUCGUAAUCGUUACACAUUCGCCGAGCUGGGCAGUGAAACCAACAUUCCCGAACGGGAACUUAAACGAAGCCUGAUGGCUUUGGCCCUGGGUCGUUCCAAUCAACGCAUUUUGUGUAAGGAACCGAAAACUCGGGAGAUCGAACAGAAUGAUGUUUUCUUCGUGAACGAUGCGUUCGUAUCAAAACACAUCAAAGUUCGAGUAAGUUCCUUUGGUAUCGUUAUUCUAUUAUAUUAA